Oncorhynchus nerka (sockeye salmon) is the source of this 636-nucleotide messenger RNA. Its product is annotated as cerebellin-1-like. Lineage: Eukaryota; Metazoa; Chordata; Actinopteri; Salmoniformes; Salmonidae. Gene Ontology annotation, cellular component: glutamatergic synapse; synaptic cleft. The transcript has 3 exons. The record is from RefSeq and is a predicted model, not a curated record. Gene Ontology annotation, biological process: maintenance of synapse structure. Gene Ontology annotation, molecular function: protein binding. Bases 1 to 636 code for a protein of 211 amino acids.
AUGCACUGCCUUCCUCUUCCUUGUUCAUCUUUGCCCUGCCCCAUAAUGUCCGUAAGUCCCACCUUGUUCCUUGGACUAAUUCUGUUCCUCCAAUUUGGUCCCCCGAGGGCCAGGGCUCAGAAUGACACUGAGCCAAUCGUGUUGGAGGGGAAGUGCCUGGUGGUUUGUGACUCCACCCCCUCAUCGGAACCUUCGGGUAACGCUCUGGGGAUGUCGGUGCGGUCGGGGACUGGUCGAGUGGCAUUCUCCGCUGUCAGGAACACCAACCACGAACCCUCAGAGAUGAGCAACCGUACUAUGACCAUAUAUUUUGACCAGAUCCUUGUGAAUGUGGGCAGCCAUUUUGAUCCAGCACGGAGCAUCUUCGUGGCGCCUAGAACAGGAGUCUAUAGUUUCUGUUUCAACGUGGUCAAGGUCUAUAACCGACAGACCAUUCAGGUGAGUCUGGUUUUAAAUGGACAUCCGAUCAUCUCAGCCUUUGCCGGGGACCAAGACGUGACCAGGGAAGCAGCCACCAACGCUGGCUUGGUCACCAUGGAGAGAGGAGAUAAGGCUUAUCUCAAACUGGAGAAAGGGAACCUAAUGGGCGGGUGGAAAUACUCCACCUUCUCUGGGUUUCUGGUGUUUCCUUUGUAA